CCGGAUAGCGAAUGAGAAGCCAUCUUCGGCGUCAUCCACUCCACGAGCCACGGACACAAACCGUUUCUGUCAGCAGACUCAAAAGUUUCACAGCGAGCAGGAGGUCCAUCAGCUCUUCUCUAAACGGUCUAAGGACUUCAGGAGACCAUCUCAAAGCUCAGAUCUCACUUCAGUGUAACCCAGCAGAAACACAGAGCCAUGGGGAACGGAUGCGUCACAGUCAUCAAGUACUUUCUAUUCCUCUUCAACCUUCUCUUUUUUAUCUUUGGUGCCUUGAUUGUGAGCUUUGGACUGUGGGUACUCUUUGAUACCCAAAGCUUCAUCUCUGUUCUACAGGAAUCAUCAGAGACAGUGAAGGUUGCAUCGUAUAUCCUCAUUGGAGUGGGGUCCCUGUCAAUGGCCAUGGGCUUCUUUGGCUGCAUUGGAGCCAUUUAUGAAAUCCGUUGUUUGUUGGGUCUGUACUUCACCUGCCUCCUCCUCAUCCUCAUCGCUCAAGUCACUGCUGGAGUUCUGAUUUACUUCCAGAGAGAUCGGUUGAAAUAUGAGAUGUCCACCAUCAUUAAGGGCCUAAUCAUCAGCUACACGGGUCAGAACAAAACCACAGAGCAAACUUGGGACUACAUUCAGAAGACGAUGGAAUGCUGCGGAUGGACCGGUCCUGGCAACUGGUCAGAAAACAUUUUGAUCAAGAACAGCACGCAGAACCUCUACCCCUGCUCCUGUCGCAACAGCUCCCACCCUGGCACUGACAUGAGAGAAGGUGGCCUCUGUGAGAGCUUGUCUGAAAAUCUGCCCGUCUUUCAAACGGGUUGCAUAAGCAGUGUAGAGAAAUGGCUGCUGGAAAACUGUGGAAUCAUUCUGGGGAUAUGUGUUGGAGUGGCAGUUGUGGAGCUCCUGGGGAUGAUCCUGUCCAUGUGUCUGUGCAAGAGCGUCGUCCAGCAGGAUUACGACAAAGUACCCAAGUACUGAGCUGAGGCUGCGCUCGCAUCAUAAACACACACACGCACACACACACACACACACACACACACACACACACACACACACACACACACACACACCAGCUGUCUCCACCAUUUGUGAUCCUCACAUCUUUACAGAUGUUUAAAUCUCUCAUUCUCUCUCACACACACACACACCUCUCAAGCAAAGUCUUAUUGUGAUUUUUUUUGUGUGUUUUUUUAUUUUGUUUUGUUUUUUGUUGAAAGCUCAAGAGUUUUAUUAUCAGAAGCUGGACAAAUGUCCAUUCUUGUGUUGGCUGUUUUUAUGUUCUGAGAGCAGCUCACACCAUGCUGUUAGGGAGCACUUUAGUCACACGCAGAACUUUGGGUUCCAGGGCAGAGAUUAGGGAGGGAAUAAAUGGUGUGUGUGCGUGCGUGUGUGUGUGUGUGUGUGUGUGUGUGUGUGUGUGUGUGUGUGUGUGUGUGUGUGUGUGUGUGUGUGUGUGUGUGUGUGUGUGUGUGUGUGUGUGUGUGUGUGUGUGUGUGUGUGUGUGUGUGUGUGUGUGUGUGUGUGUGUGUGUGUGUGUGUGUGUGUGUGUGUGUGUGUGGUAGACCAUAUGAAGGAUUACUGCCACCCUGUGAUCUUGCACCUGGUAUAUUUGUUGCUGUGGGUGGAGGGAGAGCUGAGGUCACAGCUGCAGCGACGGAGGUUUUUGACUUCCAUCGUCAGCUCUCUGCACCCAGAAACCCUGAUAUUAGCCCCCGCUGACCCCCACCCAUCACCACCACAUCCUCCUCCCUGUUGUUCUCCAUCAUCCCCUGUGAGCCUCCCUGUCGUACUGCUGGGUCUUCAAAACCAACAGCAUGAAGAAAGUGGAUGUCAUUGUUAUAUUCUCAUGUCAUCUGUUGGUUAGCUGUACAUAAGUUUCUGCUAGGGCUCAGCGUUUUAUAUGGGAAUGUUUUCACCCCCGCACUCUUGUUUUAAGAGCCCCACUGUUCCCGGCUUCCUCUCCAUUGUUUACAAUGUGCAGAGUGAGGCGACCAUUGCUGCUUGUCAGCGCUAUUUUGAUCCGAAUCAGAGAAACUGGAACCCUGAAAGUGAAUCUGUCAUCACUCCCAAAGCCAUAAUUUCCUUUCUUUAACAUGGAAUCGUUUUGGGAGCAACAAACCACAAACCCUGCCCUGAUGUCUUUAUUUAAGCUCCUUCACUUUGCCUUUUUUUUUUUACUGUAAGACAACAAGCCACAGUGUGACCUCUGUGGUUUUUCCGCUUUUCUGCAUUGUUGUUUUCUGAGACGUCAUUUAUAUUGUUGGUAAGAUCACAGGAAGAAAAAAGAAGAGGUUUUGUAUUUUUAGAAACAUUUUUGACCUAAAAAGACCAUUUAGUCAGCACUUUCUUCUGUUAUUAAUAACAUUUCCUUGUUUCAUUAUCCCACUCCUUCCACUACAUUUCAGACACGUAUUUAGAGCAGAGUUUUGGGUGACUUAGUGAGCAGGUUGCACUUUCACGUGGCCCGUGCGGUCUUAUCACACCGUGUUCAUUCUGCUCCGACGCGGGUAGGAGAAACCUGCCAAACGGUCACAGUUACAGUCCACUUCCUGUCUUUUGUUCUACAUUAAGUUAAGUUGAGGUAAAAUAAUGAAGGUUUGUUUUUGUUUAAAAUGUUUUGUACUCAGAUGUUUGUUAGAGAAAAAAUGUGGAUCUAAAAGUCUUGUUCAGACAUUUUUAUGUACCUUUUUUGUUAUUGAGAAUAUAAAUAAAUCUGAACCACAA
Messenger RNA from Nothobranchius furzeri (turquoise killifish), 2715 nucleotides. It is a transcript of the gene cd82b, whose product is annotated as CD82 molecule b. The record is from RefSeq and is a predicted model, not a curated record. Gene Ontology annotation, cellular component: plasma membrane. Lineage: Eukaryota; Metazoa; Chordata; Actinopteri; Cyprinodontiformes; Nothobranchiidae.